This is a messenger RNA of Cordyceps fumosorosea ARSEF 2679, 1518 nucleotides long. RefSeq lists its product as hypothetical. Bases 1 to 1518 code for a protein of 505 amino acids. The transcript has a single exon. The record is from RefSeq and is a predicted model, not a curated record. Lineage: Eukaryota; Fungi; Ascomycota; Sordariomycetes; Hypocreales; Cordycipitaceae.
AUGAAGUUUGCUCACGAGAAAGCAACCAAGGACCGAGAAAAAGUGACCAUCUCCUUCUUCUUCAACGCACGAGGCGGAGAAUUAGAGCGUUCCACUCCAGGCAUGUAUCGCUCUCUUCUGUUCCAGCUCCUGACGGCGCUGCCAAGCCUUUGCGUGGUAUUUGAUGAGCUCGAGCACAAGGACACUCUCGAUGAACUUCACGCAGCUACUUCAAGCAAUGAAAACCCAGUAUGGAUGCUCGGGGUGCUCCAAGAUUUGCUGCGAAGUGCACUGGCUAAGCUUAAUCAAAAGCGUCUGACAAUCUUCGUUGAUGCUCUUGACGAGUGUGCUCCGAAUGAAGUGGAAGGACUGGUCGAGUUUUUUGAAUAUCUCGGAGAAGACGCUGUACAGAGCAACUCGAAGCUUAGUAUCUUGUUUUCUAGCCGUUACUAUCCACAACUCGACGUCACCUAUGGCCUCAAAAUUUACCUAGAGGAUGAAGACGGCCAUGAAAAGGACAUUGCCAUGUACGUACGAAUCAAGCUCAAAAUCGGCCAGACCAAAACUGCCAAGGAAGUCAAAGCACAGAUUCAGAAAAAAGCAAAAGGCAUCUUCAUGUGGGUCGUCUUGGUUGUUGGCAUCCUCAACUCUGAAUACCUUGGUGGCCGUAUAUUUGAGGUGAAAAAGAAGCUUGACGCUCUUCCAGCUAAACUGAGCGAGCUGUUCAAAGAAAUUCUGUUAAGAGAUCAGACAAAUUUCGAUGACUUGAAGCUUUGUAUACGGUGGAUUUUGUUUGCGAGACGUCCACUGCAACUCGAAGAGUAUUAUUUCGCGGUCGUAUCUGGGCUCCACCCAGACGCAUUGCAGGAGUGGGAUUCAAAGGAGGUUACUCUGGAUGACAUGAGACGAUUUGUCAUAUGUUCUUCGAAGGGACUUGCAGAGACAACAGAAUCCAGGCCCCAAACAGUCCAGUUCAUCCACGAGUCAGUGCGAGUUUUUUUUCUCGGGGAUGGUCUGCAGGAGUUGUGGCCUGAUCUUGCCGCGACAGACUUCGCGAGCGUUAGCCAUGACCAACUUCGCCAAUGCUGUGAUAUCUACUUGAAGCAAAGCUUGGAUAGCAUGAUUACACAAGAUCUAUUACGUCUGUCUAACGGGUAUUUACCAUUGGAUUACUGGGAAAAUGAGGCGAAGCGUGACACUCUAUCAGCCAAUUUUCCGUUUCUAGAGUACUCAACCUCCCAUACUCUCUACCACGCGAACGCUGCAGCCAGAGCGAUUCCACAGGAAUUGUUCUUGAAGAACUUCCCCGUCGAAGCUUGGGUUUCGCUCCAUAACCUCUUCACUCUUCCUCGACUCUCCCGCUAUAUGCCUGAAAGGGGUCUUCUUUCCAUUGUUGUGGAGAGUAAUUUCGCGCAACUGAUCAAGUGUAUGUUACGACUUGACCCGAGAAGCGAAAUCACCCUGCGCGACCGAGAAUGGGCGUAUCGUGCGGCUGUUGCUGCAGACUGGUGCCGAUGUGAAGGCAAUCUGCUGGGAUGA